Molecule: messenger RNA, 2325 nt
Organism: Python bivittatus (Burmese python)
Lineage: Eukaryota; Metazoa; Chordata; Lepidosauria; Squamata; Pythonidae
Source: RefSeq, a predicted model, not a curated record
GCGGGCUGUAACCCGCUCCGGAGUUGGGGGCUGCAAAGCGUCGAGGCCGUCGGGAAGCCGCGGGCCCUGGGACGUGGCUCCCUGGGGAGCUGCUGUGGGAAGGCAGAUGUACCCUGCAGGUCCUGCUGUCAGUUUGCAGCAUGUUGACAUGGAUAACUCCUAUCUCUGUGGAUACUUGAAGAUUAAAGGCCUUACUGAGGAGUAUCCAACGCUUACUACUUUCUUUGAAGGAGAAAUAAUCAGUAAAAAGCAUCCAUUUUUAACCCGGAAGUGGGACGCAGAUGAAGAUGUGGAUCGUAAACAUUGGGGGAAGUUCCCGGCAUUUUACCAGUUUGCAAAGACAUUUAACUCUGAUGAUUUUGAUUAUGAGGAUCUGAAGAAUGAUGACUUUGUCUUCAUGAGGUGGAAGGAGCAGUUCCUAGUCCCAGAUCACACCAUUAAAGACAUCAGUGGGGCAUCCUUUGCUGGGUUUUAUUACAUAUGCUUCCAGAAAUCUGCAGCAUCUAUAGAGGGCUAUUACUAUCACAGGAGUUCAGAAUGGUAUCAAUCUCUGAAUUUGACUCACGUCCCUGAGUACAGCGCACCCAUUUAUGAAUUCCGGUGACAGGGAUGCCAAGAGCUUCACCAAGAGAUGGCCAGUGAGGCCGGGGGGUGGGGAGAGAGAAAGCGAGUGCAAGGGCGCGUGUUCUAUUCAGACAACGGGGAUGUCUCAGGACAGAAGACACCAGGUUCCCCUCUUGUUGGGCAACUGGACUGGUCUGAAAGCAUGAGCGGGAAUCCACGGGACUGCCGGAACCUGAUUCUUCUUCCAGCUGUGUGGCCAACUUGACCCUGUAGCCUGGUUUCAAAGCUGCCGUUCAGUGCCCUUUUCUUGCAGAGCUUGUCUCUCGUGAUCACUGACAAUCCUCUCCCUCCGCUCCUUUUGGGUGGAGGAAAUGCUUGCGUCUCCCCGGAUCUCCUUGGUAUAGAAGAAAACAUAAGCUGCUCCCUGCUUAGGUUGCUUCCUACUUGGCUCCGCGUAGGGGUUCAUCCAGAGGGGGUCCUGUCUGGUCUGAGCACUACUUGAGGCUUGUGUCUGGCCCACAACUGCAGCGUUUGCUAAGGAAGCAGUUGACCGAAGGAAGGAGGGCUGGGGAAAAACUAAAUCUGCUCCUGUGGGCUUGCAAGGCUGCCUUUCUCAGGAAUGUUGGUCAGUCCCAGCAGCAUGAGUUUAAAGCAACCUGCAGUGGUGGGAAAUCUAAUUAUGCUGAUGCAGAAUUCACAACAUGAAAUGGAAAAUGUUUAAGGACUUCUUUAAAGAGAGCUAUUUUUAUGGCCCACUUCCUCACCGCUGUCUCAAAGACUGUGUGGUAUGUGCACAAAUUAUUCUUCAUUAUGUUUUACAAUGGCUGCUUAUUUUCUUUUUCUCCUCCUGGUGAAAAUACGUGCAAGCUCACAUUGGUUGAUGAUGGUGAGCUCUCUCUGUAAUUACCUAGCAGUGUUGCCGCCCACUCAUCACGGAGGAGGCGCUUAGCGGUGGUGUGAAAAUUGAGCUUCUGACGUGCGCUCCGGGUUUACGCUGCAGAAAACAAUUGAUGUUUGCUAGGACUUUGUCAGACCAAAAAAACUCCCCCCAAAUAAACUGGUCUCCCAAGACUUUAAAAUGUUCAGUGACUUAAGGCUUCUGUGCCAAACUUUGUGCAUGUGUGGUAAUAUAAAAGUUGCUGUCCUGUUUAACGUGGCCUUGAGAGGCUUCUGCAACCUGCUUGUCUGCAUCAUUGAUGGAGGGGGGGGACCGUUCUGCCACUUGGGUUUGCAGGGCAAGAACAUGAUUCUCCCCUGCUUUCUUGCAGCAAAAUGCCUAGCGCCCCCCCCCCCAAGAUCUUUCUGUCUGCUUCCGCAGGUGCCUUGGACUUUGCAGUGUUUGGCAAUGGAGGGGGGCAGAAUGUCCCCAGUGGCCAAAGAUUAGGUGGUGGGCGGGUUCUGUUUGGAGCUCAGCCUUCUGAGUGGCAGGAUCAGAAGCAUUUAUAGUGGCUUGAUUUUUGAAAACUGGCAGGUAAUUGGGGCUGAGGAAGCAUUUUUCUCUGUCUACAGCCCUGUGCGUGCCACAGUCUUGGGGGGGGGGAAUAAAAAGUACAGGUUGUGCUAUUGAGGUAUGGAAUUUGGUUCCCACUUUUAGCUUCCUUUGAUGGUGGGGUUGAAAAGUGUUGUCACUUAAAAAGAAGAGAGGUCACUGAAAAAAGGACUGAAGUGGUUGAAAAUCGUAGGUUGGGGCAGUGUUCUUCUCUGCAGCUCUUUGUUCUUCCUGAUAGUGAGCAAAGCUGGAAUAAAUUAUGCAAAAGAUGA